AUGUUUCGCACCUUACUGCUAGCUUGUUGUUUCCUCUGGACUGCGGCCUCGGAUAUGGCGGCCCCUGCAUUCCACAGAGGUUUAACACUGAAUGCAGAUAUCAUCACCUGCCAAGGUCACAAUGUAACGCUCACAUGCCGCCACCGAAUCGCAGGAUUGGACGCUAAUGUCACAAUGUACUGGAUUCCCGAGGGGUUUGUUCCUAACGGCACGCUCAUUACCGGCCCCAUACCCGGAAUACCGUCAUCAGAACUACUCUCCCGCCUCGGUACCAACGGCAAGUUGGUUGCGAACGGAAAGUUUCGACACGUGAAGUCGGGCGAGAAUGAAUACUCCGAAUUUACACUGAACCUAGAGUCGAUUCGGCAGAGUGACGCAGGUGUGUACAUAUGUGCGGCCAAUGCGGAUCUCUUGUUAGCACUCCGAUACACAAAGGUGUCAGUACUUUCAACCUGCAACCGCGUCGGUCGACCUCCUUGGUACCUUGGAGUUGUGACGUUCGCCGCCGUUCUGCUCAUCUGCAUGACUGUAUUCUUCUGCCACAAAUGGCACGUUAAAAACUCAAAACCGCGCACCCUCCGAUUAAUUUCACUCUCCCAUCCGGAAUGCACUAAUUCGACUUCAGACCCUGGCCCAGACAACGACUCUGGUAUCUCACAGUGCUCGCGCUACCAUGACGAUUAUCCCAAGGCUGUUGCCAUUCCUCACGUCCAAUUCGAACAAGUUUCUAUCCCGUCUGGUAUUGGUUCACAACUAUUACGGUUGGUUACGCGAUCCACAAAGCACCUGAGAAUCAGAGCCCUUGCAAAUGUUUCUAUGCUGUCUCACGGCCAUGCACAAGAGGCAUCCCAAGCGACUCGAUUGUUACACCAUUUGGACACCCGAUUUGCCAGCAUCUACCGAGUUCAACCAGAUGCUAACUAUGAGAUUCCAAGGGAGAACCUCAAAGUGGGCUCUUACCUUGGUGGUGGGGCUUUCGGUGUUGUGCACCUUGGUACGGCUCUGGAUUUACCAAAUCAUCCUUCCGGCCAAGUUGUCGUUGCAGUGAAAACAUUAAGAGACAACUUUAGUGAGAGCGACGUCAUCGAUCUCUUGAAGGAGAUGGAUAUUAUGAAACAAUUACAUUCUCAUAAGCAUAUUAUCCGCUUACUGGCCGUGUGUACCCAGAAUGGUGCUCCAUACUUGAUUAUGGAAUACGCUCCCUAUGGAAACCUGCGCAGCUAUCUGUGUGCUAACAAGUCCACAUUCGAGCAGUCUGCUUCCAUUGUCUGCUUACUUUUGAAUUACGGUCGUCAGGUAGCCGAGGGUAUGGAAUUUCUUUCAUCCAGAUCGAUCAUUCACCGGGACCUUGCUGCUCGUAACAUUCUCGUUGGUGAAGACUACGUUCUGAAGAUUGCCGAUUUUGGCCUAACCAGAGCAGCUGAUGACUAUUACAGAAAAUUGACAAACGGCAGACUACCUAUCAAAUGGCUUGCUCCGGAGUGCAUAUUCGACCGCGUAUAUACUGUACGAUCUGACGUGUGGUCCUUUGGCGUACUCUUAUGGGAAGUGUUCUCCCUGGGUGACUCACCAUUUAAAGGCAUUGACCCCGCUGCAGUUCCAAGGAUGAUUCGCGAGGGACGAAGGAACCCCAAACCUCGAUUCGCCACUGAGUCGAUUUACAAAAUCAUGCAACACUGUUGGGAAGCGGAGCCCCGCAAAAGGCCAUCUUUUGUUCAGCUCGUUGCUUCUUUGAGCGCCUUGGAGUGUGAGCACAUCAACUUGUUCAGAGGCUCAGGUAGUUCAAGUGUCGCAAAACACGUAAAAAAACAGUGCACAGCAGAUCCGCAUAUUGGUGGAUCCGUCUUAUGCGAUGUUAAUUUGGAUUCCAGUCUCGCCUACUCUCUGCGCACCGCAUACACCAAACUCGUCGCCGACCAACCCCUUGUCUUAUCAGUUGAAGGGGCCAACUCAGACGCCUUUGUAUCGGAUGUACGCAAACUAAUGUUAGCAUGA
Messenger RNA from Dicrocoelium dendriticum, 1995 nucleotides. Lineage: Eukaryota; Metazoa; Platyhelminthes; Trematoda; Plagiorchiida; Dicrocoeliidae. The record is from the annotation of a GenBank genome assembly.